CGGAGAGCAAUAGCCGCUGGCACUGGGGCCUGGGCUCUUAAGUGCUUGGAGACAGGUUGCCAAGGUCGGGUUGUGGAAGCCACUAACUCGCCCCUCCGGGUUUAACGCUCUGAGCUGGGGCGCAGAGGAGCUUAGAGUAGACCGGACGCUGCGGCCGCGGAGCUGCGCCAGGGGCGACGAAGGCGGAGCCGGCUUUUCCGUCGGCUGACUCAGGCCGGCGCGGCGCGCCUUUAAGGCGUCCGGCUGAGCCGGGCGCGGGGAACCGAGCGACGCGGGCACGAGCGCAGCUGCCGGACGCGAGCGCGGCUGGGGGACGAGGACUGGCCUCUGGAUCCCGCGGCACUAUCCGUGCGCCUGAGGUCAGGUCAGAAUCUCAUUUUCAGCUUCUGCCAGAGCCAGGAGCAGUUGGGAAAGAAGGCUGUGUUCUUUGAAGACCCUGCAGGUGUCUGCCAGCCUUAAAGAGCAGGAUGGAUCUUGAUGUGGUCAACAUGUUUGUGAUCGCAGGUGGGACGCUGGCCAUCCCCAUCCUGGCAUUUGUAGCCUCAUUUCUCCUUUGGCCGUCAGCGCUGAUAAAGAUCUAUUACUGGUACUGGCGGAGAACGUUGGGCAUGCAGGUCUGCUAUGUUUACCAUGAAGAUUAUCAGUUCUGUUAUUCCUUCCGGGGCAGGCCGGGGCACAAACCUUCCAUCCUCAUGCUCCAUGGAUUCUCUGCACAUAAGGAUAUGUGGCUCAGUGUGGUCAAGUUCCUUCCAAAGAACCUGCACUUGGUCUGCGUGGACAUGCCGGGACAUGAGGGUACCACCCGGUCCUCCCUGGAUGACCUGUCCAUAGAUGGUCAAGUAAAGAGGAUACACCAGUUUGUAGAAUGCCUCAAGCUGAACAAAAAACCCUUCCACCUGAUAGGUACCUCCAUGGGUGGCCAUGUGGCUGGGGUAUAUGCUGCUUACUACCCUUCAGAUGUCUGCAGUCUAAGUCUUGUAUGCCCUGCUGGCCUGCAGUACUCAACUGAUAAUCAAUUUAUACAGCGGCUCAAAGAACUGCAGGACUCGGCCGCCAUAGAGAAGAUCCCCUUGAUCCCAUCCACUCCAGAAGAGAUGAGUGAAAUGCUCCAGCUCUGCUCCUAUGUCCGCUUCAAGGUGCCCCAGCAGAUCCUGCAAGGCCUUGUUGACGUCCGAAUCCCUCAUAACAACUUCUACCGAAAGCUGUUUUUGGAAAUCGUCAGUGAGAAGUCAAGAUACUCCCUCCAUCAGAACAUGGACAAGAUCAAGGUCCCAACGCAGAUCAUUUGGGGAAAACAAGACCAGGUGCUCGACGUGUCUGGGGCAGACAUGCUGGCCAAGUCGAUUGCCAACUGCCAGGUGGAACUUCUGGAAAACUGUGGGCACUCAGUGGUGAUGGAGAGGCCCCGGAAGACAGCCAAGCUCAUUGUCGACUUCUUAGCUUCUGUGCACAACACAAGCAACAACAAGAAGCUGGACUGAGGCCCCACGACCGCAGCCUGCAUUUGGCACUGAGCAUCUGCCCCCAUCUCCAAAAUCUGACGCGGCCACUACUUCUCAGGGAUCCUGCCCCAAACGCGGUCAGAGAGCCAGCAUCCCUGAGGAAGCCAGUCCCCUGUCCCCAGUCUCGACAGAUCCACAGAGCUUCGGGAGCCACGAGCAGAUCUCCAAGAUAUUUUUCACAAUGUAGAAACUCACAUGGAACAAAAUUAAGAAAACCCAGCCAUGAAAUCUACCCAGAAGUCUUCAAGUUCAUGUUGCAAAGCGGCUGCCUUGGACCCUAAUCACCGAGACCGUUUUCUUUCAAAACAUCCCUCACAGACUGAGACUCGAGGUUUUUCUGUUGCUUCAACAUCCUCCCCUGCAUGGUCAGUGGCUGUUUUAGGAGCAUUAGUCUCCAUUUGCUGAGCCCCUCUUGUCUAUGUCUAGUUUAAGUUUUAUGUUAGAGACCCCUAUAUGAAUGCAGUUUGUCAGCUGCAAGAUCAGGGAGGGAAACAGCAAGCUAUGAAAAAUAUUAACAUGCGAGGAGGGGUGUGUUUCCACUGCUGCCAGCCCUCCCACCUGCCAGAGCAGUGGGGAACACAGGUGGGUGGUUUGAUGGGCCCCCACAUGUCAGCUCCAUCACGAGGGAGCCUAGAACAGUCACAGUAUGAAGAGCACCCGGCAGGGUGGGUUUCCUGGGAAUAACUUAUUAUUUUUAAAAAUAGGACUAAUAAAGCAAUAAUGUUCUAGACAUCUGUAUCUAAAUAAUCACACAAAAGCACCUCGUGGGCCUUGUGUCUAUCUUGCUGUGCUACUGAAGACCCUUGGGUGUAAAAUACUAGUUUGUUAAUGAAUUCUGUGAAUUCUGUGAACAGUAAUGUGAUUGAAAAUAAGUCUAAACAGCUGUAAAAGUGAUCACAAUGACAUGACAUAAAUUUAAUAAAUCUAGAUCAGCAACAUGCAGACAGUUUCCAUUCCUAAGCUCCUAUUUAAGUGCAGUGUUGGCAGAUUUCGUGUCAAUUUUUAAAAGGGCAUUUUGUUUUGUUUGUUUUAAGGCUUAUUCUAAGGCAUUGGAAAGCCUGGUUUGGAUGGGUUAUUAGUUUUCUUUUAAGUCUUAUUUGCAAUUUUUAUUCAAAAUUUUUUAUUGUUCAUUUAUUUUUGAGAGAGAGAGAAAGAGAACGAGUGGGGGAGGGGAAGAGAGAGAGGGAGACACAGAAUCCGAAGCAGGCUCCAGGCUCUGAGCUGUCAGCACAGAGCCCGAUGCGGGGCUCAAACUCACAGACCACGGGAUCAUGACUCAAGCCGAAGUCAGACACCCAACCAACUGAGCCACCCAGGCACCUCUACAAUUUUUAUUCAGCUGAAAUUGUAUAUCAAAAACAAAAGACAAGAGUCAUCAAACUGUUGCUUGUGACACUUGUCUGUUGCACUUAGGAGCCCUUAAAAUCCCUGGAACUUCAUUCUUCUGAAUCUAUUUACAGAGAGUCUGUAGCCAAGUAGUUCUAGAAAUAAAGUGAGAUGAACUUCAUAGUUUAAGUUGGAAUGCAGGACUUGGUCUGAAUAUUUUAAUUUAUUGAGAAGAGUGGAACACAGAUCUUAAAAAAAAGAAGAUAUGAAAAUGUGAUGUGUCAGACCUGUGGGCUGCAGCUAACGGCAGUGUUCAGAGGAAAGUGUUCAGAGACUAAGGCAAAAGAGCAUGAUUUAAGAAUUAGAGAAAUCAGGGGCGCCUGGGUGGCUCAGUCGGUUGAGCGUCCGACUUCGGCUCAGGUCACGAUUUCACGGUCUGUGAGUUUGAGCCCCGCAUCGGGCUCUGUGCUGACAGCUCAGAGCCUGGAGCCUGCUUCAGAUUCUGUGUUUCCCUCUCUCUGCCCCUUUCCCGCUCAUGCUCUCUCUCUGUCUCUCAAAAAUGAAUAAAUGUUAAAAAAAAUUUUUUUUAAGAAUUAGAGAAAU
Panthera uncia (snow leopard) is the source of this 3431-nucleotide messenger RNA. RefSeq names its product abhydrolase domain containing 6, acylglycerol lipase (gene ABHD6). The record is from RefSeq and is a predicted model, not a curated record. NCBI's taxonomy places the organism in Eukaryota, Metazoa, Chordata, Mammalia, Carnivora, Felidae. Gene Ontology annotation, molecular function: catalytic activity. The transcript is spliced from 10 exons. The coding region runs from base 468 to 1481 and encodes 337 amino acids.